Acanthocheilonema viteae is the source of this 1193-nucleotide messenger RNA. The record is from the annotation of a GenBank genome assembly. Lineage: Eukaryota; Metazoa; Nematoda; Chromadorea; Rhabditida; Onchocercidae.
GCAAAGCUCGUCUAACUUGUAAAGAGGAUGGUUUGCAGUUCGAAAUCAACACACUAUUUCCAUUUACCGGACAAAUUUUUGCUCGUGAUCAAAAACCCGCCGCUGAGUGUUAUUUCACGUUUCAUGAAGCAUCUUUAGUCAAAAUUACGAUGCCGUAUGCUGCAUGCGGUAUGCGAAAUAAUGAAGAGCAACGACCAGAAACUCAAUAUCACAUGCAAAUUAUUGUCAUUUUUCAACAAAAAGACAAUACAAGCACAAUGCAAUCAUUUUUAACUCAGUGUGUCCAUCAAAAAAUACAGUAUCAGAAGCAAGUAAUACCGAAACGUAUUGAAGAAGCAUUGGAAGAAUUACGCUUAAUACCGAUGAAAUUGGAGCAUAAGGCACAGAUUCCGGAAUGCAUGAUGCGAAUAGUUGCAGAAGAAGAACAUGGACAUGGUAAUGAUGGUGCUGAAAUAGAAAUUGUUAAUCUUGGUCAACCGAUGAGGAUCGAAUGGAGCUUAUCACCUGAAUCAGAUGCUUAUGGAUUUCAUGUACGAAACUGCACGGUACGAGAUACGGUUAGUAAUGAAGAACAUGUGGUGAUCGAUGAACGAGGUUGUUCAACGGAUAUCAACAUCUUCAGUCAUCCACAUUACGAUACCUAUCAUGAUAUAGCUCGAGUUCAUUGGCAUGCAUUCAAAGUGCCAGAUAUUAAUCAGCUAAGAAUCAAAUGCUUCAUAGAAAUAUGCACCGAUAUUCCGGAUACUAUAUCCGGUUUAACCAGUUGUGAUAGUAUUCCAUCUCCACCAUUUUGUCCGGAUUUGAUAACAUCACCAACAAAUGUCCUUCUGUCCGGUCAGGAAAUAGCAGUUAUCAGAAAACGACGAGAUAAUAAAUGGUUCCAGCAACACGUCCAUGCCGAUAUUUGUUUCGGUGACAACAAGGAUGAGUAUUGUAGUUCAGAGAAUUAUCGUAUUGAUCAUGAACGGUAUAUCAAUAUGUUCAAAGAUAAUUCAUCGAAACAAUAUUGUUUGUCACGUUUAUGGUUAAGUAUUUGGACGGGUUUAUCAGCAGUAACCGUAUUAUUGGCGAUUAGUAUACAUGGAUAUUGCCGUUAUUUUAGACAAAGACGAUAUGGAUCUAUUAAAUUAGCAACAAAUUCGAAGGUAGAAAAUAAGAGCACCAGAACAACAACAAUAAUAACAGUAAAAUGA